AUGACACCAAAGACUAUAUAUCUCAUCACAGGCGCAAAUCGAGGAAUCGGUUUUGGUAUUGUCUCCAUAUUACUUCAACGCGCCAACACUACAGUAGUGGCGACAGUCCGCAAUGAAACGACCGGCGUUGCCCCUCUCAAAGCACUUCCAAAAGCCGACAACAGUGACUUAAUCAUCACUUACCUCUCAAUUCCCACCACUUCCACGACAGAAAUCGAAACUUCUCACAAAGCAUUGACUGAAGAUUUGAAAGCUAGGGAUAUUAAGAGAAUCGACGUCCUCAUCGCAAAUGCUGGGAGCGGAACCUGUUUCAGGUCAACAGUUGAUACACCGUUUUCAUCUAUCGCAAUUGACUUUUGUGCCAAUACACUUGGACCGAUUGCCCUCUAUCAAACUCUCCUUCCCUUCCUCAAAGAUUCCACUAAUGCGAAGUUUGUUAUUAUUGGGAGCAUCUUGGGAAGCAUUGGAGCUAUGAUGCCUGGAGCACCAACUCUUUCGUAUGGAACUAGCAAAGCAGCAGUACACUAUGAGAUGAGGAGGAGAAGAUGGUAG
This is a messenger RNA of Botrytis fragariae, 552 nucleotides long. Its product is annotated as putative aflatoxin biosynthesis ketoreductase nor-1 protein. Lineage: Eukaryota; Fungi; Ascomycota; Leotiomycetes; Helotiales; Sclerotiniaceae. The transcript is spliced from 2 exons. Bases 1 to 552 code for a protein of 183 amino acids. The record is from RefSeq and is a predicted model, not a curated record.